Messenger RNA from Microthlaspi erraticum, 1620 nucleotides. Lineage: Eukaryota; Viridiplantae; Streptophyta; Magnoliopsida; Brassicales; Brassicaceae. The record is from the annotation of a GenBank genome assembly.
AUGACAAGUGAAGUAAAAGUAACGCUCUCUCAAUUUUUCACCUUAUCCAAAAUUUGGGCAAAACUGACUAAGACCAGAAGAAAAAAACAAAAUUUCGCUGCGACUUCAUCUCCGCCUCUAACCGUCGGAUCUUCCAGAACCCUAAACCCAUCAGCAAUUCGAGGCUGUCAUGGUGAAUUCCUCAGCUCAAUUUCGCGACCGGAUCUUAUGGAGGAAGGAAAAUGCGGCGAAGGGUCUGCAGGUUUCUCAGCUGCGAGAGAGGAUCUGAUAAGCAAGUUACCGGACUCUUUGAUAUCUCAGAUCCUCUUGUAUCUUCGGACAAAGGAAGCUGUUAGGACUAGUGUUCUGUCCAAGAGGUGGAAAAGUGUGUGGCGUUUGAUUCCCGGGUUGGAUUUGGACUCCUCUCUGUUCCCAAACUACUGUGCCUUUGUGAGUUUCGUUGAGAGGCUCCUAGGUUUCUAUAGGGAAGAGAAGUCAUGUUUGCACAAACUCGAGCUAUUCAUAGUGCAAGAUUGGAAGAUUGGGAACGAUCAGCAUCGCAUCGCGCGUUGGAUAGAUUUUGUGGCUACUCGUAAACUUGAGCAUCUUCAUGUUGGGUUUCGUCUUGCGAAACUUAUGUGGAGGGAAGUGAUGCCGUUAAGCCUCUAUGUAUGUGAGACACUCCUUCACUUAACACUCUAUCAUGUAUCCUUGGGUAGUUUUAAGUCUGUUUCAUUACCUCGUCUCAAGACUAUGCAGUUAGGAGAAAAUGUAUAUGUUAAUGAGGCGUCUCUAGAGUUGCUUAUCUCGUCUUGCCCAGUUCUUGAAGAUUUGAGCAUUGUUAGAAGGCCUGAUGAUAAUGUAAAGGUUUUACGAGUUCACUCUCAGUCAUUAACCAGGCUCCAUAUAGAAUUAGAAUUUUGUGUGGCUGAUGAUGAGGUUGAAGGUUCGGUUGAGGAUUUCGAUGAUGAAAACUCGGGGAUUUUGAUUGAUGCCCCUAGACUCAAGUAUCUGACUUUCGAAAAUGAACACUCGCCUAGUAAAAUCAUAAGCAAUCCAGGUUCCUUAACAAAGGUCAGGAUUCUUGGCGAAUUCCGUCUAUGUACUGAAUCUACUAAUGAAGUCGACUUACAGAAGCGAUACAUGGUCCGUAAUUUCUUCACCAGCAUCUCUGGAGUUAGGGUAAUGAAUAUAUCAUGUGAUGCUUUCCAGUUGAUUGAUAAUAUCAUGCCAUCACCCCAAUUUUGCAAGCUGUCCCGUUUGGAAGCAGAGCUUAAAUUAUGGUCCCUUGGAAGUGUACCAAAGAUUCUUGCAAGCUGUCCGAAUCUAAGAUCCCUUGUCUUGUAUGUGCAUCAUUCAAGUGUGACGGAACAAAUAGGACUCUCGUUCGUGCCUCAGUGUUUGCUAUCGUCGCUCAAGUUUGUAGUGCUAAAUAUCAUAUCUGCUGGAGGAAGUACUGAGAUUUUGAAAAUAGCAAGGUACUUUGCAAAGAACGGUGUAAUGCUCAAGAAACUUGUUCUGCGUUCGUGUUUUUCCAUUCCUGAAGAAGACCUCAUUGCCUUACAAAGGCGAUCUAGUUCGUGUCAAAUCGUAUAUGCUCGUGGACACAUCCAGUGUCCAUUCUCUUAUCGUUUCUUUUGA